Messenger RNA from Magnolia sinica, 1601 nucleotides. Its product is annotated as zinc finger CCCH domain-containing protein 20-like. The record is from RefSeq and is a predicted model, not a curated record. Gene Ontology annotation, molecular function: metal ion binding. The transcript has a single exon. The coding region runs from base 44 to 1198 and encodes 384 amino acids. Lineage: Eukaryota; Viridiplantae; Streptophyta; Magnoliopsida; Magnoliales; Magnoliaceae.
CCUCAAGCUUUCUGAUGUCGGAAGGGCAACACCGCCCGAAAAAAUGAUGCUCGGAGAAGGGACCCAGCCAAAUCCAACCAUCCAUGUUCCACCUUGGGCCUUCAUGGACGAUUCAACGGCCGGCAUGCACUCUCCCAUCCCCAUAAGCGGCGUUUCCGUCAACGCCAAUGGAGGAGAUUACUCACCUUUCCUGAUAGGCGAAGCAUUAACGGCGUUACAACGGUACCUACCGUCGAACGAGACUGGUUUUGACGACUCCGACUCGGAGGUAGUGGGUCGCGAGUCGGACUUCCCGGUCGACGCAUACUCGUGCGACGAGUUCCGGAUGUACGAGUUCAAGGUGCGUCGGUGCGCUCGCGGGCGGGCGCACGAUUGGACGGAGUGCCCGUACGCCCACCCGGGGGAGAAGGCCCGGAGGCGGGACCCGAGGAAGUUCCACUACUCGGGUACGGCGUGCCCCGACUUUCGGAAGGGGAGUUGCAAGCGAGGCGACUCGUGUGAGUUUGCUCACGGCGUGUUUGAGUGCUGGCUCCACCCAGCUCGCUACCGGACUCAGCCCUGCAAGGACGGUACGAGUUGCCGGCGUCGGGUCUGCUUCUUCGCUCACACGCCGGAGCAGCUCCGCAUACUGUCGCCGUCGUCGCAGCAGCACAGCCCAAGAACCCCGAUCGCCACUGCUGAUUCCUUCGAUGGCGGGUCCUACGAUGGGUCCCCGCUCCGCCACGUCCUUGAUGCGGCUGGACCCCACUUGCAGAAAUCGCUGUUCCUGCCGUCGCCCACCUCGACCCUGAUGUCCCCACCGCUGUCUCCACCGUCGGAUUCCCCACCACUAUCGCCCAUCCGCCGCCCGAUGCUGUCGAGUUCUGUGAACGAGGUGCUCGCUUCGCUCCGGCAGUUGCAGCUUAACAAGGUGAAAUCGAUGCCACGGUCGAGGUGGGGGCCCCACAUGUCGCCGGUGGGGUCGUGCCUGAGUACGGUGUUUAGUAGCUUGCCAUCUACACCAACCGCCAGCCGGGGAUGGAUGGAUGGCUGGGAUGGUGGGUGCCUGGAGGAAGAGCCAAUGGAGAGGGUGGAAUCUGGUCGGGAGCUGCGAUCGAAGAUCUAUGAGAAAUUGAGCAAGGAGAAUUCUUUGGAGACGACAGGUGCCGGCCCCACCUCAGUGCCGGAUGUCGGGUGGGUUUCAGAGCUGGUGAAGUAAGUUUCUGGAAUUCUCUUGAAUUGGGAAAUCUUUCUAUUGUUUUGGGUUUUUGGGUGGGGUUCUAAUUUCUCUCUGAUUGUGAAAAAAUGAAAAUGGAGAAGAUUAGAAUUGGAUGAUUAUUGUAUAUAAAGACAUCGAUAAUGAUGAUGAUGGAAAGGGCUCUGUUUUGGGGUAUGAAUGAGAAAUGAAGCGAAAUGGGAUUUUGUAUAUAUAGUAGAAAAUAGGUGUAGGUUUUGGUAAGUACAUGAAUCUCAGAUGGUAGUAUUUUGUUUUUUCUUUUUCUAAUUUCUGAAGUUGGAUCUGAAAUUUGAGGAGAGAGAUUCCUGUAUUCAAAUUUCAAGCUAUUAUUGUAAUUUCUUUGAGUUCCUCAAGGAAUAUUAUUAGAAUUUUGUAAUUUCUUUGA